AUCUUCCCAAUACCACAUCUGUCAGUCAUAUCAUCUGUCAGCCGCCAGUUACCCACCCACAUAACCACCAACUUGCGUUCUCGAAAUUAAAUCCGUUAUUCAUCUUCGUGUGCGUGCGCGUCUUCGUUUUUGAUUGAUUGAUACCAUGGGUUUGGUCGGUCUUUGUUUAUUCUCUUUCAUCUUUGUAAUUUCUUUUCCUUUCGAAUGGGGAUGAAAAAUGCGUUGUGGAUUUCUUUUUCUUUUUCUUUCCUUUUUUUCCCCAUCAGUAUCUGAUAUCUCGUAUCUGAUAUAUCAUCUGGUGUUAUCUCGCUUUGCACGAAACGUGGAUGGAUGCACGGGUUACGUCUAUAAGAACCACUACUACACUACACUACAGUCACAGUCAAUCAGUUUGUCUAUUUAUUUAUCUAUUUAUACCUGCCUUGCUUAUAUCUUCAUUUUCGUCUUUAUUUUCGUCUUUAUCUUCGCACUCAUCAGUCAACCUUGUUCUUCGUUAGACUCUACUCAUAGCUUUUUACCAUGAGGAGUCUUUGUUGUUAAAAGCUCAUCAUCUCAUCUCAUCUCAUCAAUCAAAUA
Molecule: messenger RNA, 576 nt
Organism: Aspergillus campestris IBT 28561
Lineage: Eukaryota; Fungi; Ascomycota; Eurotiomycetes; Eurotiales; Aspergillaceae
Exons: 1
Coding region: 218-523 (101 amino acids)
Source: RefSeq, a predicted model, not a curated record